AUGGCGAGUUAUUUUGACAUGAACGAAUUCAGCGUAGAACAGCUUAUGGCUCUCAAUAGUAUCAUAGACAGUGAUAACGAGAUUGAUGAAAGAGUAGAGAACAUCAUGGAGGACAAAACCUACAGGAUUGCACCUAGUGAUAAGGGCAAAGAUCCCCUUGAAGGAGAAAGACAAUUUGUAGAUGAAGUUGACCGUGAUAUGGAGGUAAAGAAACCAAGACGUCUUCCUUUGAACUAUAAGGGUAGAAGAGGAAUUAUGCCAACAUGGAAGUACUCUGAAAGACAAAAGGCUAAGGCCCUACUUGUAGAGGAGGCAUACCAGAAUCUACUAAAAAGGGGAGUUGAGGGGUUACCACCAACAAUGGGAGGUAGAUGGCGCACAGAUGAUCCUCAGGUGAAUGCGGAAAUUAGGAGAAUCGAAAACGAGAGGAAUCCUAAGCGUCCCAGAGGUAGACCACCAAAGCCUAAGGUUGAUGGUGAAGUUAAGGUUCCUAAAAGGAGAGGUAGACCACCAAAGCCUAAGGUUGAUGGUGAAGUUAAGGUUCCUAAAAGGAGAGGUAGACCACCAAAGCCUAAGGUUGAUGUUAUACAACAAAAGCCUAAGGUUAGAAGGCAAACUGUUGCGGAAAGAUUCCUGAGUCAAAAUAGGAUAAAACUCUCGGUGCCUGCAAACAGUAUUAUAACUCCAACAGGUCCAGGUAAGUUUACGAUCAGUGUGGAUCUUAAUAAGAAACCCACAAGGAAAGCUCCUGAAGUGCCUAAGGGUGUAGCUCCAUGGAGACCGACACCUAAACCUAGAACUAGACUUCCUCCUAAGGAAAGACCUGUACCGAAACCCAGAACGGUACUUCCCAAGGAAAGACCUGUACCGAAACCUAGAACUAGGAAACCAGUGUCUCCUCCUAAGGUCCGUAAGCCUGUAAAGGUGUCAAGGGAAGUCAAGGAGCAGCCUAUAGUGGUUACACCAGAGGAACACGAAAUAGACCCAUUUGGAACUUACCUUGAAAAGCCAUUCCACAGAAAAAUUGAAACAGCCGCAAAUGGAGCUGCUGUAACUUACUCAAUAACUCCUCAUUAUAUGGACCCCCUGAAUCUGUUAACUGCAAGUAGACAGGUAGUGAGAGGAAUACUUGUGAACGAAUUGAAGAGAAUGGGAGGGUUGAAGUACACGGAGACAAUAAAGGUGAGAAUGUCGAAGGAGAUAGGUAACGGUAAAACAAAGAAGGACUCAAUCUACUUCAAGUCUAAAACUGGCACUGCAACUAACUUCGAGGAUAUUGAAAGUACAGCUGCUCAAAACCAACUGACAAUAUUGUCUAGAAUUGAAACAAUCCAAAACUUAGGUUAA
Paramuricea clavata is the source of this 1347-nucleotide messenger RNA. NCBI's taxonomy places the organism in Eukaryota, Metazoa, Cnidaria, Anthozoa, Malacalcyonacea, Plexauridae. The record is from the annotation of a GenBank genome assembly.